Messenger RNA from Sebastes umbrosus (honeycomb rockfish), 1810 nucleotides. It is a transcript of the gene naif1, whose product is annotated as nuclear apoptosis inducing factor 1. The transcript is spliced from 4 exons. Bases 217 to 1266 code for a protein of 349 amino acids. The record is from RefSeq and is a predicted model, not a curated record. Gene Ontology annotation, cellular component: nucleus. NCBI's taxonomy places the organism in Eukaryota, Metazoa, Chordata, Actinopteri, Perciformes, Sebastidae.
CGCAGAGAAUACAGAAUGACCUCGACACAUCCAACCAAUGGGUGUUGUCAGUGGGCGGGGCUUACACGCCCCAGCUAACGUAAGCGUUGUUUAGUAGGAAGAAGAAGCCGAUUCUGGAAGCCAUUACGUUGCGCACAUCAAUUGAGUAAAUCCUACUAUUUUUGCGUACUAUACGCACAAUUAACCUCCACAACCUCCAGGAAUUUCUUACUAAUUAUGGCAUCGAUCGCUAAAAAGAGAAAAAUGAAUUUCUCGGAGAGAGAGGUGGAAAUUAUUGUGGAAGAAAUAGAGAAACAAAAGCACACACUGGUUAACCACUUCAAUGCUGGAGUCACACACAUGGCCAAGAAUAACGCGUGGGUGGACAUCCUGAAGAAGGUAAACGCGGUCACCACCUGUCCCAGAGAGUUGCCCGAGGUGAAGAAGAAGUGGUCCGACAUGAAGACGGAGGUCCGGAGGAAGGUGGCCCAGGCGCGGGCUGCCAUAGAGGGAACCUCCGCAGACUGCACUCCGGUUCCGGUCAUCCUCACCGCGAUGCAGCAGCGGAUCUGUAACCUGCUGGGAGAGGCCACCAUCAUCAGCUUACCUGCAGGAGGAGACUCGGAUGCUGAGAUCACUCUACCUGUGACGGUGACCACCGCAACCACCGUCACUCUAGCAGAGACUCUUCCAGCCGGCUCAGGUACAGUCUGUGAUGAAACAAAGCCACUGAAUGCUGAAACAACGUACCACACCCUGGAGGAUGGAGGCGUGGUGGAGUACUGCACCACCACCGUAAGCGACUCCGCUCCCACUGUGGUGGCGGCCGUUGAGGCUCCGGUGGAGAUGCUGGCCUCGUCCUCGGCUUCCCCGCCUCCGCCUCAGGGUCAGGCCAAACCUCAGGAACUGAAGAGCCGCAUCGCCCUCAACUCAGCCCGCCUGCUGCAGGAGCAGCGAGUCACCAACGUCCACAUCCGACAGAUCGCCCAGCACCUGGAGGGCCAGAACGAGCUUCUGCACAUGAUGCGGCGCUCCCAGGAGGCUCAGGCGUUUGCCCAGGAAAGACAGGCCCAGGCCCUGGAGGGUACCCAGGCUGCCCUGCUGGCGUUAGUGCAGAUGCUCAGGCCCGCUCUCAAAGACCUGCGCAAAUUCCUGCAGAGUGGGAACGAGGUUGCAAACGCCAGCAGCAGCUCAACAGCGGGAGCGACAGCUGACGGCGGGGCAGGAACAGGGGAGCAGAGCAGGCCCAAAACACCUCCUCCACAGCAAGCCGAGGAGGCACAAUAGACACUGUGUGUGUGCGUGUGUGUGUGUGUGUGUGUGUGUGUGUGGGGCACUGCCUCCUGGUCUGCAUUGUACAUAGAGGAGUCCAUGAACACAGACUUCAGAGAACAAUGAAAAGCUUGUCAGAAGUUGCCUUCGGCGGGAGCAUGUACAGAGUUUUACUUAUGUUUUAUGAUUCAGAAAAACAGUCAAGAAAGCAGUGAAAAGGUUCUCUUGAACAUUAUUUUUUUACUUUUUACCAUCUGUCAUUUAUUAGCAGUGAGUUUAUGUUAUUUAAUACAUUGGAUUUGAUAUUGAAAUUAGGUUUUUAAUGCAAAGAUGUCGACCAGUAAUCACUCUGAUGUGGGCUGAACAUUUAGUUCGUAGUUUCUUCAAGAAGUCAUCCUGCAGCUUACACUGAAUGGAGAAUAAUGAGUUUUGUUUAGGGAUGCACUGAUCUAACUUUUUCAAUACCGAUAGCGAUACCUGUGCUUUGGGUAUCGGCCGAUACCGAGUACCGAUCCGAUACCAGUGUUUAAUUAAUAAGCUGUAUUCCUCACUGUGUGGA